AUGGGUAUUAAAUUUCUUGAGUUUGUUAAACCAUUUUGUCAGUUGAUACCGGAAAUUCAGAAACCUGAACGUAAAAUUCAAUUUCGUGAAAAAGUAUUAUGGACAGCUAUUACAUUAUUUAUAUUUUUGGUUUGUUGUCAAAUUCCUUUGUUUGGUAUCAUGUCAUCCGAUUCGGCUGAUCCAUUCUAUUGGAUUCGAGUUAUUCUUGCAUCAAAUCGUGGUACAUUGAUGGAAUUAGGUAUUUCACCUAUUGUUACAUCGGGACUCAUUAUGCAGUUAUUAGCUGGAGCAAAAAUAAUUGAAGUUGGUGAUACACCAAAAGAUCGUGCUUUAUUCAACGGUGCACAAAAAUUAUUUGGUAUGGUGAUCACAAUUGGACAAGCUAUUGUUUAUGUAAUGACGGGAAUGUAUGGUGUUCCAUCUGAAAUUGGAGCUGGUGUAUGUUUAUUAAUUAUUAUUCAAUUAUUUGUUGCCGGUCUGAUUGUUUUGUUACUUGAUGAAUUAUUGCAAAAAGGCUAUGGACUUGGUAGUGGAAUAUCAUUGUUUAUUGCAACAAAUAUUUGUGAAACGAUUGUAUGGAAAGCAUUUUCGCCAGCAACAAUCAAUACUGGAAGAGGAACAGAGUUUGAAGGAGGCAUCAUAGCACUAUUCCAUCUAUUAGCUACAAGAGCUGAUAAAGUUCGAGCAUUACGCGAAGCAUUCUACAGACAAAACUUACCAAAUUUAAUGAACUUAUUAGCCACCGUACUUGUAUUCGCCAUUGUCAUCUACUUUCAAGGUUUCCGUGUUGACCUUCCGAUCAAGUCUGCUCGUUAUCGUGGUCAAUCCAGUUCCUAUCCAAUUAAAUUAUUUUAUACAUCGAAUAUUCCAAUUAUUCUACAAAGUGCUCUAGUAUCAAAUCUUUAUGUCAUCUCGCAAAUGUUAUCAACAAAAUUUUCUGGUAAUUUUAUCAUUAAUCUGUUAGGUGUUUGGGCUGAUUCGGGUCCAGCUCGAUCUUAUCCAAUUGGUGGGUUAUGUUAUUAUUUAUCGCCACCGGAAAGUUUUCAAUCAAUGGUAGCCGAUCCAAUACAUGCCAUAUUAUACAUUGUAUUCAUGUUAGGAUCAUGCGCGUUUUUCUCAAAAACAUGGAUUGAAAUUAGUGGUUCAUCAGCAAAAGAUGUUGCAAAACAAUUGAAAGAACAACAAAUGGUUAUGCAUGGUCAUCGUGAACAUUCCAUGAUAAAGGAAUUAAAUCGUUAUAUCCCAACAGCAGCUGCAUUUGGUGGACUAUGUAUUGGAGCGUUAUCUGUUCUAGCCGAUUUACUUGGAGCAAUUGGAUCGGGUACGGGUAUAUUAUUAGCCGUCACAAUUAUCUAUCAAUAUUUUGAAAUAUUUGUUAAAGAACAAAAUGAAAUGGGCGGCAUGGGUACACUAUUAUUUUAG
Molecule: messenger RNA, 1422 nt
Organism: Didymodactylos carnosus
Lineage: Eukaryota; Metazoa; Rotifera; Eurotatoria; Philodinida; Philodinidae
Source: the annotation of a GenBank genome assembly